CUUAUCAGUAAUGUAAUGUAAUGUAAUGCAAUGUUGGUGAAGUAGAUGAAGAACAGGAAGAAAAAGAAUUCCCUUCCUGCACUGUGGACGAGGAGACUGACUGACGGACUGACUAGGUGGAUCGCCUUUGGUUGCUCGCGUACUUCAUUGACGACGAGGUUAUAUUUUGGAUGGGAGACGACCAUGAACGUGGCGAUGUGGUUGUUCGCUGGCUGGAUGACAUGAUAUGAUAUGCCCUGCGCAUUAUCUCCGGCAGAUUCUGUCUCAGUUUCGUAGAGUGGCAAUUUCUUGUGGAUUUUGGGAGGGAUUGUCGUGGAUUUGUAGCAUCCUGGUUGUGGGGUCCAGGGUUGCGGCGGUUGAUUAGUCGUCGGGGAAGGAGGCCCAGUUAGGAUUUUUGCAUCUUUUAGAGAAGCUGGUUGCGCUCAGGCCUUUGUUGAUGCGCGGGCAGGAGAAAGGGCUCGGCGAUGGAUUGUUCUGUGGAGUUGGCAGGUUUAGGGGAGAGUAGCGUCGUGAGAUUUAGUCCCAAGGUAGUGAAUGCUUCGUUGAGUUCCUCCUUUAGUGCUGCUGGGAACGUCUCUUCGCGGCGUUGCUGGGAUGGAAUUAGAGCAAAUGGGGUUCGAGAUACGCAAGGGGUCCAGGGCGGGGUGCCUGCUCUUCGACAGAAGCGGUCUCGUCAGGAAAUUGGGGUGUUUGCGGCUGCAAAGACAGUCGGGGACUUGCAGUCGACGAGCAAGGGUUUGCAGAACAGUUUUGCGCGCCAUUUCAAUGAUUUGAUCCGUAGACAUUGUGAGAGGGUGCCAUUGGGAUGGGCAUCCAUCAGCCAACAGCCAAAUGGGAAACUGUCUGAAGGCGAUGACGGGAAAGGGAUUGAAUUGAAAGGAGAAGAGGUCGGGAAUGAAGAGGCGCAGCCGUCGGGUCAAAGCGAGAGGAAGCACAAAACUGUGUUGAUUCUGAUGAGUGACACUGGAGGGGGCCAUCGUGCGUCUGCGGAAGCAAUCAAGUCCACUUUCGAGCUUGAGUAUGGAGAUGAGUACAAGGUAUUCGUUAUUGAUCUAUGGAAGGAGCAUACUCCUUGGCCUUUUAACCAAGUUCCAAGAACUUACAGCUUUCUGGUGAAGCACGAGAACCUGUGGAGGUUUACGUUUCAUAGCACUGCUCCCAAGCUAGUGCAUCAAUCACAAAUGGCCGCAACAGCUCCUUUUGUCGCACGAGAGGUGGCGAAGGGGUUGGCAAAAUACCAACCUGACGUUAUCGUAAGCGUUCAUCCGUUGAUGCAGCAUAUUCCAUUGCGGGUUUUAAGAGCUCGGGGCUUACUUGAUAAGAUCCCUUUCACAACUGUCAUUACAGACCUGAGCACUUGCCAUCCUACAUGGUUUCACAAGCUUGUGACUGCCUGCUUCUGCCCGACAAAAGAAGUGGCGGACAGAGCUUUAAAGGCUGGCCUCCGUCAAUCUCAACUUCGUGUACAUGGGCUUCCCAUUCGGCCCUCCUUCGCUACAUUCACUCGUCCCAAGGAUGAGUUGCGGAAAGAGCUCGACAUGGACGAGAGCCUUCCUGCUGUGCUUUUGGUAGGGGGAGGUGAGGGCAUGGGCCCUGUGGAACAAACUGCUCGUGCCCUUGGACAAUCACUGUAUGAUGCCAAUACUGGCAAAGCCGUUGGUCAAUUGGUGGUUGUUUGUGGUCGCAACAAACGCCUUGUGAAGAAGCUAGAGGCGAUGAACUGGAAUAUCCCUGUAAAGAUCAACGGCUUUGUAACAAAUAUGUCUGAAUGGAUGGCAGCGAGCGAUUGCAUUAUAACCAAGGCAGGGCCUGGUACCAUAGCUGAGGCAAUGAUCAGGGGACUACCAAUGCUUCUGUUUGAUUUCAUAGCUGGACAGGAGGUUGGAAACGUAUCGUUUGUUGUGGAGAAUGGCGCUGGUACUUUCUGUGAGGAGCCGAAAGAGAUAUCUAGAAUUAUUGCAGACUGGUUUGGCUUCAAGGCUGAUCAGCUAAGUAAAAUGGCAGAACAAUGUAAAAAGCUAGCACAACCCGAUGCCGUUUUCAAAAUAGUGCAUGAUCUAGAUGACAUGGUGAAUAACAAGCACAGGUACCUUGAACACUUGAAUGUUAGGUACAGAGGGCUUAUUUAGGUUUAGUUUGCUUUUGGAACAAUCCAGGCGAUAAUGCGGCCCUAUUACUAUUCAAUAAAUUGCUUCUAUGAUUGACUGCGGAUUUACUA
This is a messenger RNA of Physcomitrium patens, 2218 nucleotides long. RefSeq names its product monogalactosyldiacylglycerol synthase, chloroplastic. Gene Ontology annotation, molecular function: hexosyltransferase activity. Gene Ontology annotation, biological process: glycolipid biosynthetic process. NCBI's taxonomy places the organism in Eukaryota, Viridiplantae, Streptophyta, Bryopsida, Funariales, Funariaceae. The record is from RefSeq and is a predicted model, not a curated record.